GCCGGGCGCGGAAGUUGCUGGCGGCCUCGUGCCCUCCCGUCCAGGCCCGCAGCCAUGUCGUCAGGGGACGCGGGGUCGGGCGGGCGGGAGGGGCCCCCGCGUGCGGCUGCCGCGCUCUGCGGCCUGUACCACGAGGCCGGGCAGCGGCUGAGGCGCCUGCAGGACCAGCUGGCCGCUCGAGACGCCCUCAUAGCGCGCCUCCGGGCCCGCCUGGCCGCGCUGGAGGGAGACGCGGCGCCCUCGCUCGUGGACGCGCUGCUGGAGCAGGUGGCGCGCUUCCGGGAGCAGCUCCGGCAGCAGGAGGGCGGCGCCGCCGAGGCCGCGCUGCGCCAGGAAAUUGAGAGACUUUCUGAACAACUAGAAGAGAAAGAGAGGGAGACACAGCAGCUGAUGAGCCAGCCGGAGCACGAACGAGAGAAGGAAGUUGCCCUGCUGCGGAGGAGCGUGGCCGAGAAGGAGCGGGCCCGGGCAGCCAGUGACAUUCUGUGCCGCUCCUUGGCUGACGAGACUCAUCAACUGCGGAGGACUCUAGCCGCCACUGCCCACAUGUGCCAGCAUCUGGCCAAGUGUCUGGAUGAACGACAGCGUGCACAGGGGGACGCGGGGGAGAGACACCCUGAGCCAGAGUGUACAGGCAGGGAUGCCUCUAUCCAGGCUGUUAUUGAGAAGUUACAGGAAGAAAAUCGACUGUUAAAACAGAAGGUGACUCAUGUAGAAGACCUCAAUGCCAAGUGGCAGCGCUAUGAUGCCAGCAGGGAUGAGUAUGUGAGAGGACUGCACGCACAGCUGAGGGGACUGCAGGCCCCCACCGAGUCCGAGAGACCCUCCCCUCCCGAGCUGAUGAGGAAGGAGAUCUCCCGGCUCAACAGACAGGUGGAGGAGAAAAUGAAUGACUGUGCAGAAGUGAAGCAGGAGCUGGCGGCUGUGCGGAGGGCCCGGGACGCAGCGCUGGAGCGGGUGCAGAUGCUGGAGCAGCAGAUUCUUGCUUACAAGGAUGACUUCACAUCAGAAAGGGCAGAUCGAGAAAGGGCUCAAAGUAGGAUUCAAGAACUUGAGGAAAAGUUGGCCUCCCUGCAGCACCAGGCGUCCUGGAGACAGGACUCCCGAGAGCCAGGCUCCUGCCGGAUUCACACUGGGAGCAGAAUCCCCAAGGACUUAGAGACCAAUGCUUUGCAGCUUGUGGUGCCCAGUGGCCGGAGGCCUGGGACUGGAUCUCAGUGGCAGGAACGCUCCGGAGCAACCCGGAGAGGCCAGGGUGACCUUCAGUGCCCUCACUGCCUGCAGUGCUUCAGCGAUGAGCAAGGCGAGGAGCUCUUCAGGCACGUGGCUGAGUGCUGCCAGUGAGCCCCAAGGCCAGGACCGCCUGUGCCCCUGUGGCUUCUGAGGGGGCCCGGCCCUGGGGGACAGAGUGGGUGCUCUCAGCAUGCAGUGCUGAGAUCCCCUGAGAUCCAGGCCCCCAGAACAGGCUGGGGGUGCUUCUCAUCCUUACCUUGACCCCCUUCGAGCUAUGGAACAGAUCGGGACAAAAGGAACUUCCAGCGGGGCUGGAGGCUGGAGGCAGAGAUGGGGGUUGAGAGCAUCUGCACCCAGGAGGGGCCAGCUUUGCUUCUGGUAUGGAGUUUGGGGCCCAAGCUGUCAGGCUGAGGCCGGGAGCAAUCUG
Molecule: messenger RNA, 1660 nt
Organism: Diceros bicornis minor
Lineage: Eukaryota; Metazoa; Chordata; Mammalia; Perissodactyla; Rhinocerotidae
Gene: TNIP2
Product: TNFAIP3 interacting protein 2
Exons: 6
Coding region: 55-1344 (429 amino acids)
Biological process (GO): regulation of transcription by RNA polymerase II; cellular response to lipopolysaccharide
Molecular function (GO): K63-linked polyubiquitin modification-dependent protein binding
Source: RefSeq, a predicted model, not a curated record